UGACGUCAGCACACACAGCCCUGGCUGGAGGUACGACGCCUCGCAGUCAAUAUCCUUCACAGCCCGGCAGUUCCUCCAGCGACGGCGGAUACAGAAACGGAGAGCAUUACGAGAACGCGAAGGGGAAGACGGAGUGGAAUCGCGACACAUUAUUUCUCCUCAGUCGUUUUUAAGCUAAAUCCGACAUUCUCUCCGAUCAUAGACCAGGCACUUUGUACGAGACACGGACAUAAGGACACAGGGAGCGGUGUAAGGACAAAUUUUCAUACUCGAUGACAUUACAUCGCAAUGUCCGAUCGUUUGGGGCAAAUAACCAAGGCCAAGGAUGGGAAAAGCAGAUACUCGUCACUCAGCCUGUUUGAUAAGUACAAGGGAAAGUCAAUAGAAACUCAGAGAAACACAGUUGUUACUCGACAUGGCUUACAAAGUCUUGGCAAAGUGGCCACUGCCCGGCGCAUGCCCCCUCCUGCUCACCUGCCGAGCCUAAAGUCCGAAAACAAAGGAAACGACCCCAACGUGAUUAUUGUACCCAAGGACGGAACAGGAUGGGCGAACAAGCAGGAAGAACCAGACCAAAAGAGUUCUACUGUAUCCACAGCACUGCUGCUGGAGUCGCAGCCACAGCUGGCUUUGCAGAAAUCUGUCUCCAGUUUACAGAAGGGGAUUGUGGUAGCCAGCCAGGAGGGCACAAGUACAGGUGGACCAAAACAAUGGGCACAGCUGAAUGGAAAGGCAGCAGAACAAAAUGGUUUAAUGGUCUCAAACAGACUGCAGCCCUUCUCUCACGAGGAAUUUCCAACGCUGAAGGCAGCCGGCGAACAGGACAAGGCUGGCAAGGAAAGAAGCAUCUUCGAUCUGUCGUAUGGGCCCGGACCAAGCCUCCGCCCCCAGAAUGUGACAAGCUGGAGGGAGGGUGGUGGGAGGAACCUGCACACACCAUCGUCACCAGCUGUCAUCCCUGUCGAACCCGAGGGCAAAAGCAGUGGGCUAGGUGACCCAGUGACACCUCCACAUACCACCCCCACUUCAGCCAUGCCGUCUUCCACCACAGCAGGUGCUCCCUCAGUAGCAGAGAAGGAGCCCUCCCUCCGUCCUUGCCAGCCUCUUCGCAGGGGGGCUCCCACAGUUCCGCAGUAUCUGACCCAACAGCACCAUCCUACCACUGUCUACCACGACAUGUUGCCUGCCUUUAUGUGCCCCAAGGAGUCCCAUGAUUCCCCACAGUUUGCUGAGCGUGGUCUAGCCACUGUGGUCACACCAGUCCGCUUUGAGGCCCGUUCUGUGUUUAGCCGCCAACUUCCAGUCCCUGAGCCCAUUAAUGGUGAGGUACGGAGGGAGAACCGCUUUGCGCGCAUACCCACUCGCCUUUCAUCUCACCCCAUCCGACGUCCCGGUGACCAUGCUCCUCGUCCCGCCAUCAUCAGCCCUGAGGAUCUGAAGGACUUGGAUAAUCUGGACAAUGACUGUGAAGAUGGAUGGGCAGGUCUUCAUGAGGAAGUAGAUUACAGUGAGAAGCUUAAGUUCAGUGACGAUGAAGAGGAUCACAGUUCCAAUGAAAAGCAAAAAUGGACUGAGUGGGAGCAGCGCAGGGAGCGUCAGUCCUCCUUCAGCUCAGGGGAGGGCCAGUAUGGGCGGGAUUCUGUAGAGGAAGAGGGCUACCUGCCCUAUCAGGAGCUCCAGGCUCCAAGGAAGGCCAAUGGCUGGUUUUCUCCUGCUGACACCCAGGGUCAGCAGAAAGCCGGUGUGCCAACCAGAGUGAGGCGGCGGAAGUCCCUAGAGGAGAAGGACGAGCAACGGCAAGGCCCUCGGGGAAAAUAUGCCACUCCGGAGCUGUCGGAAGCUGUGGAGCGUGCCCGCAGGCGGCGGGAGGAGGAAGAGAGGCGAGCUCGUGAGGAAAGGCUUGCUGCCUGUGCUGAGAAGCUCAAAAAGCUGGACGAGAAGUUUGGCAAGGGUGACAAGCUGUCACGAGCCGAAGGAGCCCCAAGGGAACAAGAGAACAAGGAGCCACCAUUUUCCCCAUGCAAGGAUUCCACCAAAUCCAGCACAGAGAACUGGAAACCUGUUUCCAAAGAACUUCCCCAGGUGACUUCAGACAAGCACCCCAGCCUGGACUACAGUGAGGAUGAUGUUCAAGUCUCUGACUGCCGUAGUGAGGAACACGAGCCAUUGCCCCUUUCGGACUAUACAAAGCAUCAGAAAUCUCUUCCAUCCCGCUUCCAGAAGCAGCAGCAACCACAGCAACAUCAAACACAAGAGCAGGUAUACAAGCCACAGUCUUGGCAACAGCAACCAAAUCACUCCACACAUUCUGGUGCAACCCAGCCCAUUCGUAGUUACUAUCCCCCCCAUGUGAUGGGCUUUGACCCUCGCUGGAUGAUGAUGCCUCCAUACAUGGAUCCCCGGACAGCUCAAGCCCGUUCCCAAGUGGAGUAUUAUUCUGGUGUCAUUCACUCGACAGGAGUUGUGAAGCAGAUAAGGCAGCAGGAUCACCUUAAUAGUUCUGGCUCUGCAUCAGAUGAUAGAUGCCAUCCCAACAUGUUCCAAGAAAGGAAGCUUCCUUCCAGUGAAGCAUACCAUGUUUGGGGUCAGGAAGACUACCAGCCUACAAUGACUCGUAGCUUCACUCCACCAUACCAGAGGCAACAUGAGAGCAAGGAGAUCAGCUGCAACAAAGACAGGAGUGACAGACCAUGCUCCCAGCAUUCUUUAUAUGAGGACAGAGGACAGGAAUAUGGGGAUGGUUCAGCAGAUGAGUUCUCCCACCAAGGGUAUUGCCAGAGCAGAAACCCAGACUUGGCCUUUGGAUCAUGUCAGAGGAUGAAUUCUCAUAAAGAAAUUCUGGCACCUGUGGGGCAAAACAUACCCCUAAAAGAUGAGACUGAUUAUCCACAAGGUUCCAAGGAUAUGGAUUGCAACAGAAACCAUAAUGAAAAAUCUCAUGAAGAAGAGUUUGAAUAUGAGAUCUUAGGCAAGGAUAAAAAUUGUGGGUCAGACUUCUGGGAAAAUGACUAUUCUCAGAAGGAGGCCGGAUUCAAAUCUCAAUGGUCGGAUGCAGGAUCUAGCAGCAGCAAACCAUCUGAAUCCAGUGGAAGAAGCCUGUGCCGAAGGACUGGCCCCAUGAAGAAACCAGUUCUUAAGGCUCUCAAGGUGGAGGACAAGGAAAAUGAAAAGCCCAAAACUGAGCCAGAGGAGAAAUCUGUCCCUUACAGACUAAAGGAGAAGGCAGUUCCCUCUGACAUGUUUGAUGUGAAGGACUCAAAUUUUCCUCCAGCUGGCAAGUAUUCUGCAACUGCAGCAGAAGAGAAGUAUCCUGUCCUUGUGAAAGCAGAGAAACCUGAGAGACCAGCAAGUGAUGGACCCAGAGAGAGCGUGUGGGAGAACGGCAAAGCUCUGUCUACAGAUCCCCGCGAUGUCAGGAACCAUCCAGCAUCACUGCGCAGUAAUUGGAUCUUUAUUGAUGAGGAGCAGGCAUUUGGAGGGUCAAGAGGGAUGGGAAGAGGCCGGGGCAGGAUCUUUAGGGAGCUCACUUCCAGAGGAGGUGGCCGUGGAGGACGAGGAGAGAAUCUUACUGGAGGGGGAUACAACAGCAGCCAGAGGGCCGGCCGGACCCAUGGCUUGAGGGAAUUCGAUAAGACUGAUGACGUACCAAGAGGGAAGACACGGAGGCGCAAUGUAAGUGAGACCUUGAGUGAAACCUCUGAAUAUGAGGAGCUUCCUAAGCGCCGGCGGCAGAAGGGCUCUGAGAAUGGAGAAGCAGUGUGCACUGAACCUGGGGCCCCUAGGAAGGUGGACAGCAGAGACUCCUGGAGAUCCAACAAAGUGUAUGCUGAUGAACAAGCCAGUAUUGAAGACUCGCAAGACAAGCCUCGGUCCGCCAGAGGUUUUGGCCGAUCACUUCCCCCGCGACUCACUAACUCAGGGUACAGCAGGAAUUUUGGGACCAGGGAGACCUCCAUGUGGAGGGGAAAAGGAGGCCAGUUUUGUAGCAUUCCUGUACAUGCAAAUGGAUAUGGCCCUGGAUCAGAAGGCUUCUCUAGAAGACCACCCGAGCGAGAGAAUAUUAGGUAUGCCCAGAAAUUCUCUGGUUCUUUUGUGGAAAAUGUACAUGAAGAUCGAGGAGAUGGAGAGGAUUAUUUAGAUAGCGAGAGCCCUGAUUACCAUCCCCCAAGACGCCGCCGCCCUCCCCGUCAGGACAAGCCUCCUCGCUUCCGCCGCCUGCGGCUAGAUCGUGAAUCUGCAGGUCAGUGGGACAGUGUGGAGAACCUGAAUGGAGACCUGGACAUCCCUUGGCCUGGUCGCUCAAGAGGGGGGGAGGAGUGUCCUUCUGGACGUCUCUCUGUUGGGAGGAGUCGCCAGGACCAAAUAGAGGGCUGGGAGUCUGUUUCAGAGAACAGUGACCUCAAUGAAAAGCGAGAGAAGCAUGGAAUGCUUUCUCAGAGUGAUAUGUCCUUUGACCCAGGACACUGUGAGCCAUGCUGUGGGGAAAAGAGAGAGCUUUCCAAGAGGAGUUUUUCCAGCCAACGCCCCCUUGUGGAUAGGCAGAACCGCAAAGGGGAGCAUUCCAUUUUGGAGGCCAACAAAAUGUCCUGGUCUGCUGACACCCCUGUGACUGCAGUAUCAUCUAGCAGGAGUGAGAGGUGGAAUGGCAUGUCCCUCAACAGCAAGAGCAGUCCAGAAGAGGCUGUCUCAGGGUUGAGCUCAAGUUCCGUGUACAGUGUGGAUCAGCCUGGAGAUGUGUCUCCAGCCAUUCCUGCUGAAGUUUCUGUGAAGAAGACUGAGAAAGACCUGAAGCCUGAGACUCUGAAAGCAGUGGAGGGGGAUACAGGGCCUGCCCCAGAGGGUCUCUCUGAGGUUUUGUCCAAAAAGCAGCGGCGACAACAAGAGGAAGAACGCAGAAAAAAGGAACAAGGAUCAACAGUACUCAUCAAGAACAGAAUUAUAACUUCCAAGAUGCCGCCUCGCUUUGCCAAGAAACAGGGAAACUUGGCUGUCGAGCAACCUGGAGAUGCAUUGCCAUCCAGCAGUCUGGGCACAGAGAUCUGGGAGACCAGCAAAACUGCUGUUUCUGUUCAGUCAUCCACUGGGGAUUCCUGGACGAAACAAGUAUCAUAUACUGGGCCUGAGUCAAAUUCCAAUGAGGUGUAUAAGGGGAGUCAGACUGACAGUGGCAUUGACCUGAGUGCUGAGUCUCAGGGAUCCUCCGCCAGCUCCUCUCAGAGAAGUUCCCCUUAUGGCACCCUCAAGCCUGAGGAGAUCGCCGGGUCCGCUGCGGCUGAGGCCAAGCCCAGCGGGCCCAAAGACGUACCACGGAAGAAGAUGGAAAAGAAGGAUUCAAAUGGCGGGUCAGAGCAGAUCAAGGAGCACAAGCCUGGUCCGAUUGGCAAUGAGCGCUCCUUGAAGCACCGGAAGGGUUCAGAGGGCAUAGAGCAUCUGGAGAGUCCCCUUGCCCCAGUGAAUGGAGUGGAUAUCCAUGUGGAUAACGUCCUCCCUGUUCCACCUAUUGAGUUUGGUGUCAGCGCCAAAGACUCUGACUUCACCCUAUCCCCAGGAUCCACUACUGUACCUGUGUCCAGCCCGGUUACUAAGCUGCAUGAUGCACUGGCUGGAAACGUGACCCUUGCACAAGCAAUCCCCAUUCUUCGCAGAGACCACCUACAGCAAGGCAUGGGCCUCAACCCCAUUUCCUUUCCCAGCGUGGACCUCACACUUAAGAUGGAGUCUGCUCGGAAGGCCUGGGAGAACUCUCAGUCCCUGCUUGAGCAGGGAUCCCCUGGGGUCACAGGGUCAGGACUACAGCCUCCUUGUAGUGGGGGCUCAAGCAGUGGUGUUAGCUACAGCUCUUUUGGAGGUGUUUCAAUGCCUCCCAUGCCUGUGGCUUCCAUAGCUCCCUCCAUGCAAGCAGGUAACCAUAUUUCACCUCUGUACUUGGAUGGUCAUGUGUUCCCCAGCCAGCCACGCCUGGUGCCACCCACCAUAACUCAGCAGCAGAACUAUCAGCAGGCGGCAGCUGCACAGCAGAUCCCCAUCUCCCUGCAUACCUCUCUCCAGGCUCAGGCCCAGCUGGGUCUCCGAGGUGGACUGCCUGUCUCCCAGUCCCAAGAGAUGUUUGGCUCUAUCCCUCCAUUCAGGUCCCAGGUGUACAUGCACCCCAACCUGUCUCAACCCAGUGCCAUGGUACUGUCUGGAGGAGCUCCUUUGAAAGGGCCCUACUCUGCCUUCCCUGGUAUGCAACAUUCAGAAAUAGUGAAGCCCCAGUCAGGCUCUCACUACCAACCCAUGAGCGGGAGCCAGCCACUGGUCUAUGAUGGCCAGAUGAACCAAGCACCAGGCAUGGGAACCUCCCAGCUGAUGGACUCCCAGCUCAUUCAGGUGACUGUGCCCCUGCCGGGCUCUCAGCUGCGCUAUGGCUCUGCUCAGCAGCAUCUGAUCCUUCCUCAGUCCAUCCAGCUUCAGCAAGGCCAGAACCUCACAGUGGGGGCCCCUCGGCGCAUCCUAACCCCCAGCUCGCAGUCUCCAGUGAUAACGGGAAACAGAGAGAUACCCCAGCUAGAAAUUAAAGGCUUUCAGUUUGCAGAAAAAUCCAGCCACUCACAGGGGAUGUCAGGAGGGUCCACUCUCAGCUCCUACAGGCCUGGAUCUAUCAGCCCAAGUGGGAAGCCCUCUGGUCCUGGACAUUAUGCUCAACAGAUGCCCCCACCUCACGGCAGCAUAGUGAUGCACAUGCGGCCUCCCACCACUUGCCCCUUCCCCAAUCCCAUCCAGCGACCAGGCGUGCAGGCCAGUAAACCUGUAAUGAUGCGCCCUCCUCCUUACCCUGGACGAGAACCGCCCCCUUCUGCCUCCCCUACUGCAAAUCCUGAUUCCGCUGCUACAGGACGGGAGGAUGGUACAAAGGAGAAGACCCAGCGAGAAGCUGCGUCAGGUGAUGGAAAGGGGCAGUCAGGUGCCAUGCAAAGUAAGCUGCAGGAGCCACCUCCUUCGGGGCAGACCAAGCCUGCUCGCUCUGCAACCAUCAAGUCUCAAGCUGCAAAGCUGGAGGAGGGCAAAGCCUAGCUUCAGAGUACUCCCUGCCACCCCGCACAAGGCACAGUCGACCUAGCUUGGGCAUGCUGAGACUGCCUUCUGCAUCAGCCCUCAAGGGCCAUGCAGCAUGGUAGCAGUCUGCCAGACCCAAAAAUCUAAAUAAGGCACUGUAGUUCUAGUAUAAAAAAAUGCAUAUACAAGUCUUUCCCAGCAGACUUUUCAGUUUCACUUUAUUUAUUACAAUGUAAGACCAUUUAAAAUAAUUAUGUAACUACUUAUGUAACUAUUCACAUUUUCUAUGUUUUUUUUUCUUCAGAGACAAUAAGUGUAAGCCAGCUCCUGUAGGUUGGCAGUUUUACCUCACCAGGCUGAUGUACAGCUGCUUUGUAAAAACUGAUGUCAAAAAAUGUCAGUGAGAUUUUUUUUUUUUUUUUUUUUUUUUUUUAAUGCAGCUGUUUCGGUUUCCCUCAGCUCAUUCAUCAUUUUACUGAUAUUCAUGGAAUUCUAACAUCUUGUUCUUUUUACAUAAAGUUGGCUGGCUUUGGUGAUUAAAGUAAUUUUAUUCACUAUAGGAAUAAAGCAUUAAAACCUUCCAUUCAGUACUCAUAUGGAAAGGUGUGAAACUCUCUUUUUCCUGUAGAUGUCAGAAGGAUUGAUCACAGGCUGUGAUCUGCAACAAACUGUAGCUAGAAGGAGCUGUUCUCCGUUAUACUCUAGAAGAGGCAGUUUGGUGUUCUCUGAGAAGCUGGGACAAGUUCUGUUUUCUUGAUGCUUCAAAGGUUGAUGCAAUGUUUGCAUGUGACGAGUAUUAAUAUGUGUUUAGCGAGUGGACUCUGACAUGCUUUUGAAAUUUGUGCUUCUAACAUAAGCAAAUGUCAACAGGAGAAAAUGCUGGGCAGUGGAAACAAGGGGAGAAGAGGACAGGUGUCAAAGGCUUUAAAGGUGUGGUCCAGAUAGUGAUAUAUUUUCCCCUUCUCUUCCUUAAUAAAUCUAGAUGUUGAUAUAUAAUAUAGCAAGUAUGUCAAGUGUAUGAACUAAAAGAUGGAAUAUAUAUUUUCCUCCACAUUAUUUUACUUAUACUCUGAAGUUAUUUCUACCCUCACUCCUCCGCCUCUGUUCUGCACUUCUGUAUUUAUACAUUUUAAGAGGGGUGUGAGGUUGGAUUUUCUGGGAUUCAGUAUUAAGCUGAACAGCAUGUAAGUCAUGCAUGUACAUCAGCAGUAGGUUCCCACAAUAAUGCUGGAAGAGUAGUGUGCUCAAGAUGCGGUCGUGAAUGUUGAAUGUGAGAAAUUUUCCUUCCGCUGACCAGAGGCAUUUGCAGAAAUGUAAUAUAAAAUACCUGUAAUAUUUAUCUGGGUCCAAAUGUUACACGGCUUAAAUGCUAUGAAAGGUUUUAGAACUGCUGUGCAGUGACAUGGCAUUUAUUUUGAAAGUGUGAGCCAGGUUCAGGCGCCGUUUAGUUCCUAGGUAGCCAUGGCUACACCGUGACCGUGUCCUUUUCUUGUGUUGGUGGCUUGACAAAGGGUUGCACAACUCCAAAGUGUCACUGCUACGUUCUGAAACCAUGAAAGUAAUGCUGAUGCUGUUUUUCCUUUCCAGUUAUAAAGUAUUAUUGCUUUAAAAAAAAGAAAAAAAAAUAAUCACCUUAUAAUACACUAUUUGUACUUGUUCAGACUUUGUUGUCAGUGUUUAACUGAUACUUACACAUGCGUUCCUGUACAGUUGAGUUAUAUCAUUUUGUGCUGGGAAGGCUGGAGUCCUACACUUGAUUUCUAUUACUGUAUUUAAGUAUACUUGAUACACAAAGCAAAAAUAAAAGGUAAAACAGACUGUUACA
This is a messenger RNA of Scleropages formosus (Asian bonytongue), 8860 nucleotides long. Its product is annotated as protein PRRC2B-like. The record is from RefSeq and is a predicted model, not a curated record. Gene Ontology annotation, biological process: cell differentiation. Bases 289 to 7053 code for a protein of 2254 amino acids. The transcript has 32 exons. Lineage: Eukaryota; Metazoa; Chordata; Actinopteri; Osteoglossiformes; Osteoglossidae.